This is a messenger RNA of Parascedosporium putredinis, 450 nucleotides long. The record is from the annotation of a GenBank genome assembly. NCBI's taxonomy places the organism in Eukaryota, Fungi, Ascomycota, Sordariomycetes, Microascales, Microascaceae.
AUGGGGAGGGUUCCAUGGGAAUCUUUCGCGCCCAUUACCGAGUCUCUCAUGAGCGGAGCACCCGGAACUAUGGCGUACUGGCUAUCUGAAGCGAUUACCGUGGAGAACCUGCCCCGCGCCUAUGAAAGACUCACAGAUGCUGUGAUUCGAUUGAGUGAGCCGCGGGUGCUGACUGCUUUCCUCCGCGCCUUGAUCGAGCCUCACAUUUUCUUCGACGCAUCAGCCCAGUUUCUUGAAGCAGCUAUUGCUUCCGCCAUCGAUUCGCCGCUCUCGCCCCUUGCACCCAUGGACAACUUGAUACGACCCUACCCGGUCCUUCCAGCUCCCCAGGUAAACGCAGAGCGCCAGCCCGCCCAGGUUGGCCAGGCCCCUUGCAGCGGCCGCUUGCUCCCCCUCACCAGCCGGAAGCGCACCCCGCACCUGCCGCCAGGCUUCGGGAUCCAAACGUAA